Chinchilla lanigera (long-tailed chinchilla) is the source of this 7939-nucleotide messenger RNA. It is a transcript of the gene Fgd4, whose product is annotated as FYVE, RhoGEF and PH domain containing 4. NCBI's taxonomy places the organism in Eukaryota, Metazoa, Chordata, Mammalia, Rodentia, Chinchillidae. Gene Ontology annotation, cellular component: cytoplasm. The record is from RefSeq and is a predicted model, not a curated record. Gene Ontology annotation, biological process: filopodium assembly; cytoskeleton organization. Gene Ontology annotation, molecular function: guanyl-nucleotide exchange factor activity; metal ion binding.
CCGAGCGCCGCGCCGCUAGAAGUCACCCAGCGUCCGAGUUGCGUCUCUCCCGGCUCCCAGCUCCGGAGGGCACAGGGCCGCCCACCAGCCCAGCACCAUGAGCGGCGACUUCCGGCGCGUGGCGAUCCGACGCAAGUCCAAUCUGGCCCACCUGCCGCCGGGGGUCCCGCGGCCCUGGAGCGCGCCCUCCCCGCGCGUGGGGCCGCGGCAGUACCUGCCCAAAGGUCACCCUGGUUCCACUGUGUCCCGCGAGCAGCACCACCACACUGAUUGACCACAAUGUGUCUGAAGAGGCUCAGGGAAUAAAUGGGAAGACACCAGCGAAACGCGCCGCUCCAAGCCCAAAGCCACAAGUGCCUCCAAAGCCAUUACAUCUACAGAAUUCACCUUCGUCCAAUAUACACCAAACCCCCAGGAAGAAAGCUUUAUCUAGAGCAAAGCCCAGGAUGGAGGAAGUUAAACCUGCCUCUGCUUCUUGUGUCUCAAAAGAAAAACCCAGUAAGGUGUCAGAUCUCAUCAGUCGCUUUGAAGGAGGCAGCACGCUGUCGAGCUCCCACGACCCGAAGAGAGACCCCACCGCGAGCCCGCGCACCCCGGGCCGGCAGGGGAGAGCCGCGUCCCCGCUGCGCGUGCCCAGGCCCGGGGACCGGGGCGAGCACACGCGGGGCGCGCAGACGCGCGUGGCCAACGGCAUGGAGGCGCCGCCGAGCCCUGGGGGACGCGGACAGGGCCCAGCCAGCCCCGAGCCCCCGGGACCCGCGCCACCUGCAGACCCCGCGCCCGGCGCGCCGGCCAUGAACGGAGAGCCUGAGGGGCCCAGGGCCCCUGCCGAACCCCAGGACCCGCAAGAUGGUGAUGUCUCCGACGGCAGCUGCAGGACCCCGGGUGCGGACCCCGCGCUCCCUGCGAGCGGAGGAGAGGCCCGGCGGGAGGCCGCGCUCCAGGACCUGGAGAACGGGGAGAGCCCGGUGGAGCCGGAGCAGCACGUGCAGCAGCACCCCGAGACGAAGGAAACAAAUGAGCAAAAACUUCACAAAAUAGCCAAUGAACUUUUGCUUACGGAAAGAGCUUACGUCAACCGACUCGACCUCUUAGACCAGGUAUUUUAUUGUAAACUAUUGGAAGAAGCAAACCGAGGCUCAUUUCCAGCAGAGAUGGUGAAUAAAAUCUUUUCUAACAUUUCAUCAAUCCAUGCCUUCCAUAGUAAAUUCCUAUUGCCAGAGCUGGAGAAACGAAUGCAAGAAUGGGAAACCACUCCGAGAAUCGGAGACAUCCUUCAAAAACUGGCGCCAUUCCUCAAGAUGUAUGGAGAGUAUGUGAAGGGGUUCGAUAAUGCGAUGGAACUGGUUAAACACAUGACAGAACGCGUUCCCCAGUUCAAAUCAGUGAUCGAAGACAUUCAGAAGCAGGAGAUCUGUGGGAGCCUGACCCUGCAGCACCACAUGCUGGAGCCCGUGCAGCGGAUCCCCCGCUACGAGAUGCUCCUGAAGGACUACCUGCGGAAGCUGCCCUCCAACUCCCCGGACUGGAGCGACGCGAAAAAAUCACUUGAAAUUAUAUCUACAGCAGCAAGUCAUUCUAAUAGUGCAAUAAGAAAAAUGGAAAACCUAAAGAAACUCUUAGAGAUUUAUGAAAUGUUAGGAGAAGAAGAAGACAUUGUAAAUCCUUCAAAUGAACUCAUAAAAGAAGGACAGAUACUCAAACUAGCUGCUCGCAACACAUCGGCACAAGAACGCUACCUUUUCUUGUUCAACAACAUGCUGCUGUACUGUGUGCCCAGAUUCAGCUUGGUGGGCUCGAAGUUCACGGUGCGGAACAGGGUUGGAAUUGACGGAAUGAAAAUCGUGGAGACUCACAAUGAAGAAUAUCCGCAUACUUUCCAGGUGUCUGGGAAAGAGCGAACGCUGGAACUGCAGGCCAGUUCUGAGCAAGACAAAGAAGAAUGGAUCAAGGCCCUUCAAGAGACGAUUGAUGCUUUUCAUCAAAGGCAUGAAACUUUCAGAAAUGCGAUUGCAAAGGAUAAUGACAUUCACUCCGAGGUUUCUACGGCCGAGCUGGGGAAGAGAGCCCCGCGGUGGAUCCGCGACAACGAGGUGACCAUGUGUAUGAAGUGCAGAGAGUCCUUCAACGCGCUGACUAGGAGGCGGCACCACUGCCGAGCAUGUGGACACGUGGUUUGUUGGAAGUGUUCGGACUACAAAGCUCAGCUGGAGUACGACGGUGGGAAGUGGAGCAAGGUGUGCAGGGACUGCUACCAGAUCAUCAGCGGCUUCGCGGACAGCGAGGAGAAGCGGCGGAGAGGCAUCUUAGAGAUUGAAUCAGCAGAAGUCUCAGGAAACAGCGUGGUAUGCAGCUUUCUUCAAUACAUGGAGAAGUCAAAACCUUGGCAGAAGGCUUGGUGUGUGAUCCCCAAGCAAGACCCUCUUGUGCUGUACAUGUACGGGGCCCCCCAGGACGUCAGAGCCCAGGCUACGAUCCCGCUGCUGGGCUACCUUGUGGAUGACAUGCCACGGAGUGCGGACCUGCCUCACAGCUUCAAACUGACCCAGUCGAAGUCUGUGCACAGCUUUGCUGCAGACAGUGAGGAACUGAAGCAGAAGUGGCUGAAAAUCAUCCUUUUAGCCGUCACAGGUGAGACCCCGGACGGGCCGGAUGAGCCGCUGGCCAGCUUGGACGAUCUCCCCGAACCUAAGAAUAAAUCCGAGGGCUGAACUCAAGCGGGACACACAGCACGAGACGUUCCCAGCUCUCCUCACUCAUCUCUUAGCACUUUAUGUUGAAAAUCCAGGAUCAUGAAUGCGUCUGCUGGGGAUUAAUUUCCUAUAUUUGUGUACUCUUGGUAAAAUGAAUGUGCACAGCCAUUCUGAUAAAGUUUUGAAGUAAUGUGAGAAAUGGAGAUUUUUUAAUCAGCUUUUCCUUGAACGUGUGCUUUUUGUCUUGAAGAAGAUGGUGUCGAUUGUAUCACUAACAGGUAGAAUGGGCCACUUUCAUUAAGGAAAUCCUUCAUUGUCUCCUUCCUAUGUAGGACCUGUAACAGUUUGAAAGAUAUACCUCCAUGUUGCCAAAAUAGAUCCAAUGGUGAAAAAUACAGGGACAGGUUAGGGAAUUGUAUUAACUUAUUUAGUUUAUAAACCUCAAGCUGCAUAAAUGAUGUCUUUUUACAACAAGAAAAAGGACAAACUGUGGUGUUUAGACUUUUGACUUAUUAAAAAAAGUACUUGUUUUUGUAGAAAUACUCCUAAGAAUACAAUAUCUAAAGUACAUAGCAAUUAUCUGUAUAUAGAAUUAAAUAUGAACAUAUAUACUAUACAUGCUUUUCUCUUCAGCUUUAGGUUUACAUCAUCUCUAAUUUAUUUUUAACUUUAAAGCAUGUUUUUAUCUUGGAACUGAGCAGUAUUCUAAACUUAAGAAAUGUUUUUGAUGAUUUACAUUUAAUGGAUUGGUAUCUAAGGGUAUUGAUAUUUUUAUAAUAAGAAAAAAGUAAUUUAUGUGGCAUGGGAUAUAUUAGUGAAUUCCAACGGUAUUUUUAGAGUACUAUUUUUUUUGUUCUGUGCCUAUUUAAAACAGUGCCUCUCUUAGAAGGUGCUAUUAAUAGCGGUUUAAAAAUAAGGAUGAGGGUUCAGUUAACGUUUCUGUCUUAUUUGAAAUUAAAAUGCAUUUUGAUCACUGGAUUAGUCAAAGGCAUACGGGUUAUUUUAUCCUUUACAAUAAUAUAACGGUUGCAGUACAUUAACAGCAUGUACAAAAAUCUUACCAAAACUUGAACUGUAUUAUAAGACACCUGACCAUACACAGACUGGGACGUGUGGAACCUGCAUUUAUUGGAAUGUUUUCCUUUUUCAUAAGACUGUUAUGCAUGGUGAAAUAAGGACUGUCUAUAAUGAAUGCUCCAGAUAACUGUGUGGGCCUAUUCUUUUGUCAGAUAUGAAUUAAAAUUCACACACACUGACCUAUGCUUGGGAGCAGGGUUUGGUUGGUAGAUAGUAAAGGAAGUUUAUGCUCAGCUAUCUCACCAGAAAAGGGAGGGGAAAUCAUUAGAGAAAAAGCAAUAUUGUAAUGGCAGAUUUUCUGAAGGUACAAAUGAUUGAAGAAAGUGAGAAUGUUCUUCCCUUUCCAUCUCCUGGAAUUUGACAAAUUAUGAUUCUUUGUCACCAAGACUGCUCAAAUUUCACAUUGAUCAUUUAACCUAAUCCUUUCCUUAAAUUAGAUUCUCCCCACUUCACUGAUACCCCAUUCAUUACUAGUUUUUAUCACCAGUCAGUCAGAAACCCAAAGUGACCCCGCCAUCCUUAGACUUGAAGGACUACAUCUUACAAGGAGAAUAGAUUGACUCAGCCUGAGACCACCCCACAUGCGUUCAGGCCUUGUUGCUUUAAGAAGUAAGGAGCUCUUACUUUGUUGCAUUCCAGAGGAGCAAGUGAACCAGCUGCAGCUGAUAAUUGUUUCCCUUCCUGCAUGACAGGAAUACCGGGGCGGGACCGUUAAUAUUAAAGCAAGUAUUUAAAGCAACAAAAGAAAAAAAGGUAGCUUCUUAUGCCCUAUUAAAUCAGGCCAAACCAGGCCAGGGAGAUAGCUCAGUGGCACAACCUCUGCCUGGCAAGUUCAAGGUCCUGAGUUCAAUUCCCAGUACCAAAAUAAAUCAGGCCAAACUCAAAGAAAUUUUACAUUGCUUUCUCUUCUAGCUGCCCACUGACAGACAUAAUUGUUCAGAGUAAUCAUUGAGAAAGUUAAAUUACGGCUCUAAAUGCUACUUUUCAACAAAGAGAAGCAAUAAAAAUGUAGGAUGCUUAUCAGAUGAGGACUUUCGUAACUGUGUAUAGAACAGUAGAUGUAUGUGACCAUUAGAUUUUUGAGUCAAAUUAUUUUUGAAAACCUUGGAAACAAUUUAAACAGCAAGAAUUUUUAGUUUCCCUACCACUCAGUUCUUCAGGAAUAGUUGUAACAUGGGCACAUUCAACCUUAGGUUGUUGAAAGAAUAUUAUAAGGAGAAUAUUUAUGACCGUGCUCUUAACGUUCAUGUUCAGUAACUUACUAAGAAUGGGAAAUAGUAAGAUUUCUGGCCAGCCAGUCGCCUUCCCUUUUUGCCCCCCUUUCUUCAGCCAAGCACAAAGAGAGGAGCAGUGAAGCAGCCUUACUCAUUUCUCUUUUAAAUAAUCAUUAAUAGUUGUACUUGGACGAAGGCAAAGGAAUGCUCUGGUCACUUAUUAAACACUCAAGUAAGCUAAAGUACCUCAACGAGCAGCUGGGUCCACGGUUCUGUGUUUUUCCUCUCUGCGGUACCUGACCUGUCCUGACAAAUUGCACCUAAAAAAAAAUCAAAUCGUUGGUUGCUUUUUCCUAUCAAAACCAACGUUGUAUUUGGGCCUUAAUUUGUUCAUAUCUCCGAUUUGGUGCUUUCCCCAGUCUUUUUUUAAAAGUGCCCUUCAAGCUUAAAAAUACUCUCUGGAUAAAACUGCUAUUCAGUAGCAAACGUUUCAGUUUUUUAAGCUUAAAUUUUGUUUUGGUUGAAAGUCUGCCGUUUAGUACCGUGUGAGACAGGGUGCAGACUUUAUAUCGUGGUGGUAAGUGAGCUCAAUAAUGAAAAAUGCCACCAAACACUUGGGAAUCAUGCUGUCUCCGGUGCCGUCACGUAUGCAAGCGAUGAAACUUUGUUGGUGUGGUUUUGUAUUGAAAGUUUAACGUGGAGGUCCCUACCCGAAAACAUAGAGAGAAUUAACUUCCUAGGAGGGAUAUGGUGAUACAUACUGCUGAACACAGGGAAGAGGACUGGGGACGGGGGAAUCAUUCCUAUCCAGAUACUGUCCGAAGCAUUUUUAUUUUCACAAAGGGUAUGGCUAGUAAAAUAAAGCACACUUGCACUGGUAAGCUUCACUUUAUUGUCCAUCCAGUUUAAGUCAGCAUAUACGUUGGCAUACCUAUCCUCGCUUGGCUGACCUACGGCAGAUUUUUUAAAUUACCAAAAUUUUUAUGGGAACUACCCUUUCAACUUUUGCUGUGGCUUUCGUUUACUUAUUCUAGUUAGAUGUAUAAAAAAAACUGUUAAAACUUCCUGGUACUGCAGGGUUGUUAAAGAUCCGCUGAUGCCUUCAAAAUGUACCUUUUCUCAAAAAUACUUCUGCAAGUUUGUAUUCCUAUCUUAUUUCUACUUUGUGGAGGCAGUGGGGCUUUCUCUCCCCACUCAUAGUUUAGAGGUCAUUUGUUUAUAUCCAGAGCCUUAAGUUAUUCUGAGCAUAGUGUCUGUGAUACAUCUCUACUCAUGACCUUUCUAUACAGUGUGUGUAUCUGAAGGGAUGGCAUUGUCAGGAGCAAAUAGAUUUCUAGGAAACAAAGGUCUGAUUUUUUUUGUGCAAAUAUCCUUGCUAUAAUGCAGCCUAAAUUUAUGAACAUUUAUAUAUGACAUGAUAUUCAUAGUAGUGGUCUAAGGAUUAAGCACAUGGACUUUAUCGGCUAAAAUCUGAAAGACAAGAAGGUCUUUAUGUUUUCAUUCUAAAAUUUUGAACUUUCCAAGAAUGUGUCAAUAUAAAAACCGGGGCUAACCAGUUCCUGUUCUUCGGGCUCUGUUGACAUCUAUAGUAGAUCGUGUUACUUCUACAUCCUUACCCAGUUUUAUUAGAAUCAAACCACUUUUUAUUUUUGUACUACAUACUGUCUUACUAUAGCUUCUCUAGAUUUAGAAAUUGAGUACCUAUAUAAAGACCACUAGGUCUAUUUAAAAACACUUUCUGUGAAUUUAUACCUGUAUGUACAUAUGUAAAAAUUGUUGAUUUUUCAAUUCUCUCCUUCCAUAGGAAUGAAAUUUUUAUAGACUUUUUUUAACUUAAGUAUUUUAACAUAAAUUAUUCACACGAAUUUUUAAUGUAUAAUUCAUCCUUUUACAUGCCCUUCCUCUUGUUCUGUCACAGGGAGCUAAGUCUGCUUUCUUUAGAUCAGGUGGAGAGGAAUGCAGUUACAAGCUGAAUGAGCGCGAAUGAACAGAGAGAAGGGGAGAGGAAGGCUGCUCCUCCCCAGCUCAGAGCCAUGGAUGUUAGCGGGAAAGUACCGCACAAGUAGGAUGAGCUGUGCAAACAAUCCCUGUCCUUGCAUGCUGAUAUGACCCGUCACGCCCAGCCUCUGACCUUGGCCUCUUAAGUUAGACUGCACUAUCUUGUCAUUGUGUUUUACUUUGGGCUUUUAAGAAACAGUUCAUGCUUUAGACCAUUCUCUCUGCUGUUUGCUGAGGCAAACAGAAACAGAAAUCAGAAACAACCCUUCAAGUCAGUCACAGUCUUACACUCUCUGUCAGCUGGACACUUGGCGGAACUCACUGUCUCCUGCAUCAAGGUGAGACAGCACAAGGCUUCUCCCAGGUAACCUGUGGGGACGCUGAGUUCCAUGGAGCUUAUCCCUUUGCCUCAGAUUCAUUUUGGUAGGUUUGGUGAAAAAGUAAAUCAAGAAACCGUAGUCUAUUUUAAUAAGUUAAUACUAUAUAGAGUGAACUAUAGGUUCGGGAAGGAACAGUAGUCUGUGGGAACCAUUAUAACAGAAUCAAUUAUAUAUUACAUAGUAUAUGGAUAUUGGAAUGUGUCAUGGGGGGUUGUCUGUCAUUAGCAAAACAAUCAUUAUCUAUACAGAAAACUUUAAAAAAAUGGACUAGCAUUUCAUCUUGUAAGUGACAAUUGACUGAUACUGAAAAAUAAGUAUUGUUUUUAAUUUGUUGACUAAGUUUGAAAAGGCGUGUUCUCAGAAUUUUAGAGUCGACUCUAAUGUGAAAAGUGUACACAAUGAUUUCUCUUUCCUAGCUGUAUGAAUGUAAAAUACUUGCAGAUAGUGUAUAUACUAUGUAACAUAUGUAUAUUUGGUCAUAAAGGCAGAUAAUGGAAAACAUUGUAAAAUUAAGCACUUUAAUUCCUAUUAAAUAUUAAACAUUUGUAUCUUGUAAAUAAACAUCCUUAAAUCAGUC